Spinacia oleracea (spinach) is the source of this 1569-nucleotide messenger RNA. RefSeq names its product F-box/FBD/LRR-repeat protein At5g53840-like. NCBI's taxonomy places the organism in Eukaryota, Viridiplantae, Streptophyta, Magnoliopsida, Caryophyllales, Amaranthaceae. The record is from RefSeq and is a predicted model, not a curated record. The coding region runs from base 1 to 1569 and encodes 522 amino acids. Gene Ontology annotation, molecular function: protein binding. The transcript has a single exon.
AUGAUUAUCGAUGCAAAGGAAAGCAAGAACAACAAUUGUGGUGAUAGCAAAGAUAUGGAAGAGGACAGAUUGAGCUCCCUCCCCGAUGCCAUCCUGGUCGAUAUUCUCUCUCGUCUUACCAUUCACUUGGCUGCCACCACAACUAUUCUAUCACAUCGAUGGAACGGUCUAUGGAACCAGGUCACAUCUGUUCGGUUGGAUACCAACACUUUCGCCCGGGAUUCCUUUGCCCUAACCCUCGGCAAAGUUCUUAAUUGUUUUCACUCUCCUAUCAUCGAUGACAUCUUAAAUUCAUUCACUGCAAACGGCUGCAGCUCAUCUUCUUUACCUGGCAUCUAUGACAUGAUAGAAAAACUCAAUUCCCCUGUAAUUAACUCACUACAAAUUUAUGUUCCUUUACCGCAACAUUGGAGUUUUCCUUGGCGCUUCUACCAGUGGUAUUUUACUGAUUGGAUUAAACAAAUGUUUGGUCGAUGUGUUAUUAAGAAAUUCAAGAUGAGGUUUGAAAAACCUGAUGGUGGGUUUAGAAUUAUGAUUCCGUUGUGUGUGGUUCAAUGUCAAUUCUUGGUAGAGCUUGAGUUAGAUCAAUGGUGUGGGUGUCAAUGGUUGGGCGGUGAGAAUCUACGCCUUCCUAAAUUGAAGAAGCUCGUUAUCUCUUCGAUUGAUUCUCCAAUCGUGUGUCGACUAAUUAAAUCUUCCCCGUUAUUGGAACAUCUGGAAUUGCAGGUGCUUGCUCUUCUUCCUGAAGAUAACCAUGUCAUUGAUAUAUCAGCUCAGAAUUUGAAACGGCUGUUUAUCCGGACUAAGCAUUCAAUUAAUAACUUAGAUGUAACGAUUGAUGCACCCAAACUCGAACAUGUUUGGCUUUGGGAUAUUGAUUGUAUUACAAAAUAUUGUUUCUUGAAGAAAUUGAACAAUUUGGUUGACGUGACCGUCUGUCAAGUGAACUACAGUAAUCACCUUGUAAAUGCAGCGAAAACACUCCAACUCCUCCGAGCUAUGUCUAGUGUUACAGAACUUAGUAUCGUUGGUCACGGUCCUACAAGUACGGUUGAUGGGACUCUUCCAAUUUUCAAUCAUCUUACCUGCUUGAAUGUGUUUGUUUUAUCGAAGGAACACUGGAAAGGUUUGAUUCAAAUUCUUCGUUACAUGCCUAAUCUAAGUCGUCUGGGCUCUAAUAUAAAAAUUAAAGGAAUAGGUGGUCAAGAGGUAGAGGAUGAAGACACGAUGAAUUGGGUGGAACAUGAUCCUGUUCCUAGUUGUUUAUCCACAAAGGUCAAGGGUAUGAAGCUGAUUAUCACGUCAGUUAACGGAGUUAAACACGAGUUAGAGGUGUUACGUUACAUUCUACGAGUAGCCAAUGUUCUGAAGACCCUUAAAAUCGUCUAUGUCACUGGUCCAGAAACUAAACAGCUUCAACGGCGUAAGGAAGUGGAAUUAAGCGAGGAAUUGUACAAGUUCCCUAGGAGCUCUUCACUAUGUGAAAUUACUAUUCAGGCAGUUACUACACUAAAGUUUGUACCUAAUGAGCUAUGGCCAUGGAAUUUACUGUCAAUAAAACAUACCUAA